AUGGAUUUCGACGAAAUACGGACGUUCUUACACACCAAACAGUACCCAGAUUGGUGCACUGGAGAUCGGGGUAAAAAGGCGAACUUCCGACAGAAGGCUGGAAACUACAAGACUGUAAAUUCGGAGCUAUUCUACCUGCAUAAGACAACGAGAAAUGACUCCAAACAAGUUCGUGACUUACGAGUUGUGCUAGACGAGAAGGAACGGCAAAGAAUAGUGACGAUGUGCUACGAAGGGUGCAACACUUCAACUGAAGCACAGGCUAUUGGCGGACACAACGGAAGAGAUAAGACUCUCAUCAAAAUAUUGGAGAGAAAAAACGGCGAAGAGCGUUGCAGUCUUCAUCUAGAGACUAUAUGUCGACAUGGUGUACCUAGAGUCCAUAUUAAUGACCAAGGCAGAGAGUUCGUCAACAAGGUCUCAGAAGAACUGCAUGCACUAACUGGUGAACAGCAAAGGAUCACCAGUGCCUAUUAUCCCCAGGCGAAUGGACUUGUAGAGAGAAACAACAGGACCAUUCAGACAUCUCUACUGAAGGUGCUAGAAGGAAGGAAUGAAGAGUGGUCGAAGGCUUUACCUGGCGUCCUGUUCGCCUUCAACACAAGUCGUCACAAGUCUACAGGGUUUAGUGCCUUCUAUCUGAUGUAUGGUCGAAAGCAGUCCUCCCCGUGGACAUUGUAG
Molecule: messenger RNA, 681 nt
Organism: Gigantopelta aegis
Lineage: Eukaryota; Metazoa; Mollusca; Gastropoda; Neomphalida; Peltospiridae
Exons: 3
Coding region: 1-681 (226 amino acids)
Biological process (GO): DNA integration
Molecular function (GO): nucleic acid binding
Source: RefSeq, a predicted model, not a curated record